AUGGCUAUUUUCUACUUUCCUUAUUUGCUUUUGUUAACCAUGUUUUCAAGUUAUGGAUUUGCAGAUAUAACCACAUCGAGUCCUUUGUCGAUAAGACAAACUCUGAGCUCUCCAGAUGGAACCUUUGAGCUAGGAUUCUUCAAUCCCAGCAGCACUCAAAACCAUCAGUACGUUGGAAUCUGGUUCAAGAAAGUCACUCCUCGGGUAUAUGUUUGGGUAGCUAACAGAGAAAAUCCAGUCACGAGCUCCACGGCGAGUCUUACAAUCAGCAGCAAUGGAAGCCUCAUCUUGCUUGACGAGAAACAAAAACUUCUCUGGUCAUCUGGAGAAGAAUCUCUAACAUCUAACCAAGUCCGUGCAGAGCUUUCAGACUACGGAAAUCUUGUUCUCGUAGAUAACGUAACCGGCACGCAUCUAUGGCAAAGUUUUGAGCAUCCUACUGAUACUAUGCUUCCUCUGUCAUCGCUCAUGUAUGCUAUUCCUAACAACACGAGACGUGUGUUGACUUCUUGGAAGAGUAACACGGAUCCAUCUCCUGGGGAAUUUGUAGCAGAGCUUACUCCAGAAGUUCCACCUCAAGGGCUUGUAAGGAAAGGCUCAUUACCUUACUGGAGAAGCGGGCCUUGGGCGGAAACAAGGUUCACAGGGAUAUUAGAAAUGGAUGAAACUUAUGUAAAUCCAUUAACAAUGGUCCAAGAUGUGGUGAAUGGUACAGGAGUUAUGACUUUUUGUGCGCUGAGAAACUUUGAUGUGUCAUACAUCAAGCUAGCAUCGGAUGGAUCAUUGAACGUUCGCCGAAGUAAUGGCGGCAACACCGGGUGGAUUAAGCAUUUUGAAGGUCCUCUAAGCUCAUGUGAUCUCUACGGUACGUGUGGAGCUAAUGGUAUGUGCAUAAGGUCCAUUAGUAGUCCAAUAUGCAAAUGCUUGAAAGGGUUUGUGCCAAAGUCAGAUGAUGAGUGGAAUAGCGGAAACUGGACGCGUGGGUGUGUGAGACGAACAGAGUUAUCAUCAUCAUGUCAGGGAAACUAUUCUUCAACAACACAAAGCAAAGACACAACAGACGGGUUUUACCGUGUCGCCAAUAUCAAGCCUCCGGAUUCUUACGAACUGGCGAGCUCUGGUGACGCAGAACAAUGCCGUCAAGGAUGUCUUGGCAAUUGUUCUUGCUCGGCGUUUGCCUAUAUUAAAGGAAUCGGAUGCUUGGUGUGGAAACAUGAGUUGUUGGACAUGGUUCAGUUUACUCAAGGAGGAGAGAUUCUUUUCAUCCGUCUUGCACGUUCUGAGUUAGCUGGAAGCAAAAGAAUCAAGAUCAUCUCUGUUAGCGCUAUCAGCCUCUGCGUGAUUAUAAUCUUGGGGCUAGCAGCAUUUGGGUGUUGGAGAUACAGAGUGAAACAAAAUGGUCAAGCUCGUGUAGCCAUGGAGGUUUCAGAAGAUUCUUGGAAGAAUCAUUUGAAAUCACAAGAUGUCUCAGGUUUAAAUUUCUUUGAGAUGCAUACCAUACAAAAUGCAACCGAUAAUUUCAGCAUCUCAAAUAAACUCGGUCAAGGUGGAUUUGGAACAGUUUAUAAGGGAAAGCUAAAAGAUGGGAAAGAGAUAGCUAUAAAACGGCUCUCUAGGAGCUCUGGAGAGGGAACAGAGGAAUUCAUGAAUGAAUUAAAACUCAUCUCAAAACUACAACACAGAAACUUGGUUCGGCUUUUAGGAUAUUGCAUUGAAGGAGAAGAGAAGCUAUUGGUUUAUGAGUUUAUGGUGAACAAGAGUCUUGAUAGUUUCCUAUUCGAUUUGAAGAAGAAGCUGGAGAUUGGUUGGUCUAAGAGAUUCAAUAUCAUUCAAGGUAUUGCUCGUGGACUUGUCUACCUCCAUCGAGACUCGUUACUUAGAGUUGUGCAUCGCGAUCUAAAGGCCAGCAACAUUCUCUUGGACGAGAAGAUGAAUCCAAAAAUAUCGGAUUUUGGCUUGGCUCGGAUGUUUCAAGGGACUCAAAAUCAAGACAACACUGGCAGAGUCUUUGGAACUUUGGGAUACAUGUCUCCUGAGUAUGCGUGGACAGGGACAUUCUCUGAGAAAUCUGACAUUUAUAGCUUUGGAGUCUUGGUGCUGGAAAUCAUCACCGGAAAAGAGAUAUCGAGCUUUACCUAUGGAAAAGAAGACAAGAACCUUCUUGCUUACGCAUGGGAAUCAUGGAGUGAAACCGGUGGAGUGAAUCUACUGGAUCAAGACAUUGCUGAUUCUGAGUCAGAUUUAGUUGAAGCAGCAGAAGUGAAGAGAUGUGUUCAGAUAGGUUUGCUCUGUGUUCAAUACCAAGCAAUGGACAGACCAAACAUCAAACAAGUUGUGACAAUGCUGACGUCGACAAUGGAUCUUCCAAAGCCGAAACAACCAGUGUUUGCUUUGGAUACGAGUGAUGAGGAUUCUCUGUCUCCUAAGUCUAAUGAUCACAAGGAUUUGUUCUCUGAUGAUGAAAACAAACCGGCUCAGGAGAAACCGGGAUCCGAUUAA
Messenger RNA from Microthlaspi erraticum, 2499 nucleotides. The record is from the annotation of a GenBank genome assembly. Lineage: Eukaryota; Viridiplantae; Streptophyta; Magnoliopsida; Brassicales; Brassicaceae.